Gadus macrocephalus (Pacific cod) is the source of this 2110-nucleotide messenger RNA. Its product is annotated as keratin, type I cytoskeletal 13-like. Lineage: Eukaryota; Metazoa; Chordata; Actinopteri; Gadiformes; Gadidae. The transcript is spliced from 8 exons. The record is from RefSeq and is a predicted model, not a curated record. Gene Ontology annotation, molecular function: structural molecule activity. The coding region runs from base 262 to 1515 and encodes 417 amino acids.
GCCGGGCGUGUCGAGUCAGCCCCCGGUGUGAUCCACCCCGCCCUGCAGACAGGACACACCCUUGAUAGCGAUCGGCAUCUCCCUCCAUACGUCACCUGAUAACGACUUUCUCCAACCUGGCCGCUCCCACCUCCAUGGGUAUAAAAUCCUUCGCGUACAACAGCUCCAUCAACGUGUCUCCCAACACCAACCGCACCUGUCGUCUACCACUUUAACAGUGACAUCACCUGUCGAUCAGCCUACCAACACCUGCCUGUAGUGAUGAAUAUCCGCUCCGGACGCACGGGGACGUCCCUAUACUCCGGGGGGUACCGGAGCUCCCGGGCAGCCAGCGUCUAUGGCGGGGCCGGGAAGGGAAGCGUCAAGGUGUCGUACGCGUCGAACAACAGCAGUGGGUUCGACCUGGCCAACGGGCUCGGGGACAACGGCACGGGACACUCGGUCAACGGCAAGGCCACGAUGCAGAACCUCAACGAGCGCCUGGCCACCUACCUGCAGAAGGUGGUCUCAUUGGAGAGCGCCAACGCGCAGCUGGAGCGGCAGAUCCGCGAGUGGUACGAGAUGAAGACGCCGCAGGUGCGGGACUACAGCAAGUACGAGAUGAUCCUUGAUGACCUCCGUCGAAAGAUCAACGUUGCCAACAUGGACAAUGCCAGAAUCCUCCUACAGAUCGACAACGCCAGGUUGGCCGCCGACGACUUCAAACUGAAGUACGACAACGAGCUCCUCAUGAGGCAGUCUGUGGAGACGGACAUCCUGGGGCUGAGGAGAGUCCGGGACGAGCUGACCAUGACCUCCAGCGACCUGGAGAUGCAGAUCGAGGGGCUGAAGGAGGAGCUCCUCUACCUGAAGAAGAACCACGAGGAGGAGCUCGCUGCGGUCCGCUGUCAGUUGAGCGCGGGCUCGGUGAAUGUGGAGGUGGACCCCGGCCCCAGACAGGACCUGAGCCUUGUCAUGGACGAUCUCCGGACCCAGUACGAGGGCAUCACGGACAAGAACCGCAAGGACAUGGAGUCCUGGUACAAGGGCAAGUUCGACGAGCUGAACAAAGUGGUGGUGUCCAGCGAGGACACCCUCAACUCCUCCCGCAGUCAGAUCACCGAACUCAAGAGGACCCUGCAGUCGCUGCAGAUAGAGCUGCAGUCCCAACUCAGCCUGAAAUCUGCUAUGGAGAACCAGCUGGGGGAGACAGAGGGCCGCUACAGCCAGCAGCUGUGCCAGCUGCAGGCCAUGGUGAACAACCUGGAGUCUGAGCUCGGCCAGGUGAAGACGGACAUCGAGAGGCAGGGACAGGAGUACCAGAUGCUGCUGGACAUCAAGACCCGCCUGGAGAUGGAGAUCGCCGAGUACAGGAGGCUCCUGGAUGGAGAAAUGACCACGACAGCCGUUGUCACGACGGUCACAAAACGUACGCCAAUCGUGACCAAAAGAGUCAAGAUGGUGAUCGAGGAGAUUGUGGAUGGUAAGGUGGUAUCUCGCACCGAAGACGUUGAUGAGGAAAUCGUUAGCAAGUGAAAACCCUGGAACCGAACAUAACUACGCAAAUCUGUGUUGAAAUGAACUCACUGAUGACCAAUAAGUUAAGAGCUGCAUCCCCAUUACCCCCAUCUUUGCCCUCUCUCGCUCACUGAUCAUCUGAUCGUCUCAGAAAGCCCAGUGAGGGCCCCAAAUUAGUUAACUUGGGGCCCUCACUCAGAAUGUAGUUUUGUUUGUUGGCUUUGGGAAUGGUUUGGCUUUCUGUUGGACACCUCUUAAAGAAUUUGCCUCAACACACAAUGUUUUCACUGUUAAGAUGUUAAAUGUUAAGAUAUUAAUUGAAUACUUGGUGUUGAUGAAAUACAAAUAUAAUAAAAAAGUAUUCUUGUGAACUGAGUUAAUGAAUGAACAAUUGUUCAUGUUGAAAGACAUAUUAUGUAAGACAUCAUCCACAAUCCAUCUAUUUGACCUUCAGUUCAAUUCAAAAUACAUUGCCAUGUUUGUACAGCAGAUGGCGCUGUUAUUCAAAAGUUCGCCACAGUAUUGUCAGAACUUCGAGGUAUUAAUCUAUGUCUAUUUCUUGUUGCUUGUAAUGACAGUACACAAAUCACAAAUAAAACGCAUCUUCUGAAUA